Molecule: messenger RNA, 714 nt
Organism: Ambispora gerdemannii
Lineage: Eukaryota; Fungi; Glomeromycota; Glomeromycetes; Archaeosporales; Ambisporaceae
Source: the annotation of a GenBank genome assembly
AUGCCGCGUACUAAAAAACCCAAGUUAAUAAUUAGAAGCAGAGAUAUAGAAAAAAAGACUCCUUCCAUCUCUACUAAACGAAGAGAGUCAAAGUCAAAGAAAAGGGAUGUUAUCUUGAAAGAAAUUCUUGAAGACACUAUCCAAGACAGUGAAGUCUGGUUUAAAGUGAUAUGCGAUGACGCAAAUACUCCCGUUCGAUGGGUAAAAGGACUGGAUUUACCUGCCGAGUGUGUCUAUAAAAUAGAUGAAUAUAUGGAGAAGAAAAAGGCAAAAAUUUUUCAUAAUAAGAAAAAGCGUCCACAUAUUCAUCCAUAUAUGUUACGCUCAGGCAAACCUACUCCUCCAGAUCCGGAAAGGAUAGAUCGUACAAAGCAACUGAUAAUUAACAGCCUGCUCUCUUUACAAUCAACAUCUACAUCAGACCGUAACUGGCCUCAAAAAGCAUCCGAUAAACAGAAUGAGAAUGUACUCGGAUGGGAUUCACUUGAUUCUAAAGUCGAUGACGAUUUACCUGGACAGGGUUUAGAAGUCGACUUACUCAACAAUAGUAACCAAUCAAAAGCUUCUCAUCCAAAAUCCAAUGUGUCUAAUCUUGAAGUCGAUGACGGCUUGCCCGACUGGAGUGCAGAAGUAGUUGAUGAUGAUUUGCCUGGCUGGAAUAACAACCAAGAUAACCAAGAAAUGUCACCAGAAAAUGAAAUCAGAGAGGAAUGA